AUGGGCUUCCCUCUCACAAAAGUUGAGCUAAAAUCUCACUCGCGCAACAACCCCAACCCCAACCCUGCUGCUGCCGAGCAAAAAUCCCCAUCCCCUUCCCUUUUCCUUCCCCACAAAUCAAUCAAUCCCUCCAUCAAUCACGCGGCGCGCUUCCAAGUCCAAGAUUCGAUUUUGCUUCUGUGUAGGGGAGGGGAGGGGAGGGAAGAGGAGGCGAUCCAGGGAGGGAACAUGGAUCAGCAGGAGGAGGAAGCGUCCGUCUCCGUCAGCGUCAGCGUUCCUUCCUCGUUGCAUCUGGAGGAGGAGGAGGAGGAGGAGGAGGAGGAGCAGGAUGAAGAAGAGGAAGACCAACAAGACAUGGCUCCGGUGAAGAUGGCGCUGGGCCCUCAGGUUCCCCUCAAGGACCUUCUCCACCUCCACAAGGAGGAGGAGGAGGGGGAGGAUGAGAGCCUCCGUAGAUGGAAGGAGCAGCUCCUCGGACCAGAUGCUGUCCACACCACAAACCUCCUCCAUGCCCUUGGAGCAGAGACCGUCGAACCGGAGGUGACCAUACUCAACCUCACCAUCCUCGCACCAGGGAGGCCUGACCUGCUUCUGCCGAUACCCUUCGUGCCCGAUGACAAGGGCCACGCCUUCGCGCUCAAGGACGGCUGCGCAUACAGCUUCCGCUUCUCCUUCGCCGUCUCCAACAACAUCGUGUCCGGUCUCAAGUACUCACACACCGUCUGGAAGACCGGAGUUAAAGUGGAGAACCAGAAGGUGAUGCUGGGGACAUUCAGCCCUCAGCAGGAGCCCUACACGUACAAGGCUGAGGAAGAUAGCACCCCGAGCGGCAUCUUUGCAAGGGGUUCCUAUUCUGCCAGAUUAAAGUUUGUGGAUGAUGAUGGGAAGGUGUACCUGGACAUGAGGUACAGCUUUGAGAUCAGGAAGGACUGGCCUAAUUAA
Molecule: messenger RNA, 942 nt
Organism: Triticum turgidum subsp. durum (durum wheat)
Lineage: Eukaryota; Viridiplantae; Streptophyta; Magnoliopsida; Poales; Poaceae
Source: the annotation of a GenBank genome assembly